AUGAGUAUCAGUAUUUUGGCAGCAAAGUUUGACUCUAAAGCCACAACCAUGAGAGCUGUUAUCGUCAUGACCCUGACUAUAGCCCUUGUGGCAAGCCACCAUGUAGAUCUUGUCCCCGUGUUGGCAGGAACUGAAACCUUUGUGUACAGAUAUGAAGCUUUGCUCUUUAGCGGUUUUCACCAAGAGGGUCUGGCCAGAGCCGGCAUCAAGAUCAACAGCAAGGUGUACAUUAGUGCCGUAUCUGACAAUACAUACAUCCUUAAGCUUUUACAUCUUCAGCUUUUUGAGUACAAUGGAGUCUGGCCUACAAGUACGUUUUUUACUACUAAGCUUUCAUCAGCCCUGGCCACACAGCUCCAGAUUCCUAUUAAAUUUGAAUACAAUAAGGGUGUAGUUGGAAGGAUAUUCGCACCUUCAGAAGUCCCAACCGCCAUUGUCAACCUGCACAGAGGAAUAUUAAACAUCCUUCAGCUCAACCUCAAGAAAACUGAGAACAUCUAUGAGAUCGAGGAAGAUGGAGUUCAUGGCAUCUGCAGAACUCAAUAUGUUGUCAGAGAAGAUGAAAAAACGAACAAUGUUGUCAUCACCAAGUCCAAGGAUCUUAACCAUUGCCAUGAGAGGAUAAUGAAGGAUGUUGGCUUAACAUACAUUGAAAACUGCGCCGACUGUCAAGAGGGAGUUAAAAGCAUCACUGGGGCUGUAACAUAUAACUACAUCAUGAGGCCAACACCCAUUGGUCUUCGGAUCACUGAAGCAACAGUCCAAGAGCUUCAUCAGUUUACACAUCUUUAUGAGACACAAAUGGAAAUUAGGCAAACUCUAACUUUUUUGGAGACUAAAGCAAAUCCCAUCAUUUUAAUCAGUGCUGAAUAUUUAGCCCGCGGAUCUUUACGAUACGAAUUUAGUACUGAGACUCUCUGGAGCAGCAUUCAGCUAAUGAGAAUAAAUAAUCCACAGGCUCAGAUAGUAGAUGCUCUGAAUCACCUUGCUACCAUAAAACUGGAAGAGGUCCAUGGAGAUGUUCCUUUAAAAUUUAUUCAUCUUAUCCAGCUUAUGCGUUUCGGAAAUUUGGCUGAUAUUGAAGGAAUCUGGGCUCAGUUCAAAACCAAACCAAAUGUCAGGAAAUGGAUCCUAGAUGCAGUUCCUGCAGUUGGCACUCUAGCUGCUUUGAAAUUCAUCAAGAAGGCAUUUUUGGCAGGUGAACUUUCUAUCUCUGAGUUUACUCAGGUCCUUCUGGCUGUGGUGCACAUGGUCACUGCUGAUUUGGACACUAUUAAGACCUACUCAGGUCUGGUUCUGAGUCACAAGGUUCAACAAAUACCAGGUCUACGUGAGAUUGCCAUGCUCGGCUAUGGGACAGUGAUUGCCAGGUACUGUGCUGGAGCUCAUGUAUGCCCAGUGGAACUUUUAAAGCCCAUUCAUGACAUUGCAGCUAAAGUGACUGCUAAGAAUGAUAUUGCAGAAAUCACUCUGAUUCUAAAAGUAUUGGGCAAUGCUUGCCACCCUGCUAGUAUUAAACCCAUUGUUAAGAUUCUAUCUACAUCUGCAUUUCCCUUGAAAGUUCAAGUCGACGCCAUUUUGGCUCUAAAAGCCAUUGCCAAAAAGGAACCCAAACAGGUCCAAGAGGUAGUUCUGCAGAUCUUUAUGAACAAGGAUCUCCACCCUGAGCUGCGCAUGGUCGCAUGGAUUGCUCUUUUCGAGACAAAGCCAGGCAUGGGUCUGGUGACCACUCUUGCAUGUGUUCUGCAGAAGGAGACAAAUUUACAGGUGGCCAGCCUUGCAUACUCUCAUAUCAAAGCUUUGACAAAGAGUACUUCACCUGACCUGUCUUCAGUUGCUGCAGCCUGCAGUGUUGCCAUCAAGAUGUUAAGCCCCAAACUGGACAAACUCAGCUACCGUUACAGCAAAGCAUUACUCUUGGAUGGUUAUCAGAAUCCUCUAAUGGCUGGUUUUGCUGGAAGUGCUUUCAUCAUCAAUGAUGUUGCCACCAUCCUGCCCAGAGCUGUUCUAGCUAAAGCACGUGUUUACCUGGCUGGAGCUGCAGCCGAUACGAUUGAGGUUGGCGUCAGAACCGAUGGAAUUCAGGAGGCACUUUUAAAAUCUCCAUUUAUGGAUGAGGACAGACUUCCCAGGAUGAAACAAGUGCUUAAUGCACUAAAGGCACUCAAGGCCCUGCCAAACAAGCAGCCCUUGGGAUCAAUCUAUGUGAAAUUCCUUGGACAAGAGAUUGCUUUUGCAAACGUUGACAAAGCAGUUCUUGAUCAAGCAACACAGUUUGCUGUUGGAGGUCAUAUACAUGAGCUGGCUGUUGAAGCCCUUAAAGCCUUGCAGAACGGCAUCACCUUUCAGUAUGCCAAGUCCUUGCUGGUAACAGAAAUGCGCCGCAUCUUUCCAUCAGCAGCCGGUGUGCCCAUGGAGUUCAGUUUGUACACUGCCGCUGUUGUGGCUGCUAAUCUGAAAGUUCAGGCUAUUGUUACACCACCUGUAAGCGAGACCAUCAGUAUCGCCCAUCUUAUGAAGACAGAUGUGAAGUUAACUGCCGAGGUUUCACCAAGCGUUGCUGUACAAGCUUUUGCUGUAAUGGGGAUGAACACUGGCUUUAUUCGGGCUGCUUCAAUGGCUGAAGGAAAAAUCCACACAUAUUUGCCUAUGAAAAUCGAAGCGAAGUUUGACAUCCCAAAUGCUAAUUUCAAGAUACAGGCCUUUCCUGUUGUCUUUCCGGUGCAUGUUGCAACUGCACGUUGUAAUACUUCGGCAGUAGCUGGACACAUUGGGGAGGUCGUUGCAGAAAGGAGUAUACCAAUUGUGCCAGAAACAGUAGUUGUGCAACAUUCAAAAGAAACACUUGGCUCUACGGGUUCAACUGGAGGUUUGUCAUCUGAAUCUGUUACGCCACCUGCUAUGGAGUCUGAAAUGAAAACUAAUCUUCCACUUCACAAAACUCAAUGUUCUGUUUUACCUCACAUUGGAAUCAAAGUAUGCAUGGAGGUUAUGUCUUGUAAUGCAGCCUUCAUCGAAAACACCACCCUUUAUAACAUGAUUGGACAGCAUGGAGUACACAUUACAAUAGCUCGAGCCGAUGGUCCUGCAGUUGAGGGUCUUGAGUUGGAUGUCCAAGUGGGCCCAAGAGCAGCUAAGAAACUUCUUAAAAAGAUCAAUGCUAAUUCAGAGACCUCCAAAGUCAAGAGCAUACUGCAGAAACUGAAGUUAACUUUGGAGGGUGAACAGAGGAACAACAAUUUAAGCUCAACCAGGUUCUUCAAUCACAAUAUAUUUAACUCCCAUGACAGAAGCAGCAGCCAAAGCUUCAGUUCUAGCAGCUCUUCCAGCUCCCAUUUGUCGAAAGAGCUCUCCAAUCAAAAAAGCAGUGAAGGUUUUAAGGCGGCACGAUUUCUUGGGGAUUCUGUUCCUCCACUGGUUGCUAUCAUUGCACAAGUUGUAAGAGUUGAUCGCAAGUUGCUGGGGUACCAGUUAGCUGCUUACUUGGACAAGCCCACCUCAAGAGUGCAGAUCAUUGUGGCCUCCAUUGCAGAAAAAGACAACUGGAUGAUGUGCAUUGAUAGUGUUCUGCUGAGCAAACACAAAGCUGCUGCAAAGAUUGCCUGGGGUGCACAGGGCCAGCAAUAUGCAGCAACCAUCAAAGUACAGACUGGUCCCUCAGAUGCGAGUCCUGUGGUCCAUUUUAAAGUGAAGUGGGAGAAGUUGCCCACUUUCAUCAAGAAGUAUGCCAAGAGGUUGUCCGAGCACAUUCCUGCUGCAGCUCAAAUGACUGGAUUUUCCACUAACUGUGUAAAAAACAAUGCGAGACAGAUUGAACUUAUAAUGCGUGUCCCAACUGAAAGAACCCUAGACAUCAUUAUCAAGACCCCGGCAAUGACCUUGUCAAAGUCUGGCUUGGUUCUACCUCUCGCUUUGCCUUUUACAAGCGAGUCUACAUAUUCCAAUGAAGAACAAGAUUUUAAAGGCAUCAUGUGGAAUCUUUAUAUAGAGACUAGUACAGCUAAAUGCAGUAUGGUAGGAAACACAUUGACCACAUUCAACAACAGGCAGUACAGCUUUGAAACUCCAUAUUCCUGUUACCAAGUCUUGGUUCAAGAUUGUACUACAGAGCAUAAAUUCAUGGUCCUAAUGAGAAAGGAUGAUGUUUCUGAGCACAACGCCCUGAAAGUUAAGGUGGCUGACAUGGAUGUUGAACUAUAUCACCAAGAGAGUGCAAUAAAAUGUAAAAUCAAUGGAACUGAAUUAUCAACCAACCAUCUCCCAUACAAGCACCUAACAGGAAGCAUACAAAUUGUAAAGAAAGGUCAAGGUAUCUCGCUCUAUGCCCCAAACUAUGGUCUUCAAGAGGUCUAUUAUACAGCUGGCCAGUGGAAGAUUUAUAUUGCGGACUGGAUGAGGGGGCAGACUUGUGGUCUCUGUGGAAAGGCUGAUGGAGAAAUCAGGCAGGAGUAUCACACACCCAGUGGAUACCUGACCAAAAGCCCAAUAGUCUUAGCCCACUCAUGGGUGCUUACUGCUAAAAGUUGUCUUGAUACUAACCGGUGUCACAUGAAGCUUGAAACUGUUCAACUGGAAAGGCAGAUGUUGGAUAAAUAUCAUUCUGAAUGUUACUCUGUUGAGCCCCUGUUGCGUUGUUUGCCCGGUUGUGUGCCAGUCAGGACCAGCCAUAUCAUUGUCGAAUACUACUGCUUGCCAUCUAACUCCAGAUUGAACUAUUCUGAAAAUUUGAGCAGCAACUUUAGGAAGAAUGAAGAUCUGAGGGAAACUGAAGUUCACAUGGACUGUUAUUGCUCUGAAAGCUGUGUUUAAACUGUAUGUCAGUGUUUUAAAGUGCAUCUGAUUGUGACUUUUAGUAAGAAAUAAAUAGUAAUUUAAAGUAAGAAAAUAAAUAUAUGUAACAUAUGACUUUGCUACA
Misgurnus anguillicaudatus (oriental weatherfish) is the source of this 4915-nucleotide messenger RNA. It is a transcript of the gene vtg8, whose product is annotated as vitellogenin 8. NCBI's taxonomy places the organism in Eukaryota, Metazoa, Chordata, Actinopteri, Cypriniformes, Cobitidae. The record is from RefSeq and is a predicted model, not a curated record. Gene Ontology annotation, molecular function: lipid carrier activity. Gene Ontology annotation, biological process: cellular response to estrogen stimulus; lipid transport; response to estradiol.